CCCCCUCCCGGCACAACCCUGUAUCUCCCCCUCGCCUCCAGCAGCAGCAGCAGUCGUCUCUCUCCGGCAGGAGGGGGAGGGGAGGUCCUCUGUCAUCCUGCGAGGAGGGAGAGAGAGACUUACACAUACUGCGAGCCGGAGAGAGAGGAGGAAGGGUCCGGCCAUUGCCAGGGAUUCCCGGCCCCUCCACCAAAUGAAUGGCGUGGCUUUCUGCCUGGUGGGAUCCCCGUCUUCCCCCGCUGCUCAGGCCCCCUUAGCUCCACGAGAUGGGACUCGCCUCGGUAAUUCCCCACCACAUGAUGAAUCCUUUACAUGGGUUGGACCCAGGACGCUGAUCAUCAGGAAGACAAGACAAGGGUUUGGGUUCACUUUGCGCCAUUUCAUUGUGUAUCCACCGGAGUCCGCUGUCCAUGUUCCACAUCAGGAAGAAAAUGGCAGUUCAGAGUAUAACGCAGCAUCCAGUCGCUUGGAACCGAUGGACACCAUAUUUGUCAAGCAUGUGAAAGAGGGUGGCCCUGCACAGCAGGCCGGACUCUGCACAGGUGAUCGACUCGUAAAGGUUAAUGGAGAAAGUAUAAUCGGGAAAACAUAUUCACAGGUCAUUGCUCUGAUUCAAAACAGUGAUGAUGUGCUGGAACUCUCCAUUAUGCCAAGGGAUGAGGACAUUUUACAACUGGCCUACUCUCAGGAUGCAUAUUUGAAAGGGAAUGAGCCGUACCGGGGGGGUGCACAUAGCAUCCCUGAACCACCCCCUGUUUUUUAUCCAUGGCGGAAUCAGCAUCCAGAAUCAUCUCCUGGGUAUCCAGCAAGCUCUGUAUUCCAUCGUUCUAGUUGUGAAGACUUUCCUUCAGACAGAAGCCCCAUGCAUAGUGAAGUGCAGAGGAGCAGUCCUGCUUACCGUGAUAAGUACUCGCGACCUGUUGUUAAUCCUCUCCCUCCACCCAGACCUUACAUGACAUCACCAGCUGUGUCUGACAGAUUCAGGGGCCCAGGACCUCCAUGCAAUUCCGCAUAUGGUUGGACUUCUCGCCAUCAACCAGAGCCAACAAAUAAAGCUCCUCCAGAUAAUUGGGAGCAGCCAGCUGGCUCCCGCUGGGUAAGUCAGUGGGAGCGACAUCAGGCACUGUGCAGCUGGAUGUCCCAGCAGACACCUCGUAGGAGGGGCUCAGCCUUGCCCCCUAGAAGACGUAGUGCCUCACAAGACCGUCUAGGAGAAGUCACUCAUCAGGGUAACUGGCCUCAUAGUGUGUCACAGGACACCCUCCAUCGUCCUCCUGAUAAUGAUUCCUGGGGUCAUCGGGCACAGUCGGACAAUUUCUUGCCCCGUUAUGGAAGGUCUAUGGAGAAAUUGGAUUUGAGUGCUUUAAUAUCUCCCCCCUAUGAACGCUUUAUUUGGGCAUCUGACAGACCCCCACAGACAUCUCAAAUAGUGUCUUGUCCGCCACCGUGUCAGAAUGUUCCAUCUGUACCUAGAGAAGUACCAAAACCUCCAACGCAGCAUUCUACUUCUGGGGACUCAGGGUACAUAGGGUAUCGAAGUUAUAGUCCCUCUUUUCAGCGUCGGACUGAGCUUCUUCAUGCUUUUUCAUUUAGGGAGACCGGAUUUAGUGGCCUCCCAACUUUUAGGACAGCACAGUAUCCAAGCUCUCCCCCUUCCCCACCAGAGAGAAGGGAGCCAACUGUAAGUGUUAGCUCCACAGAUGACAGUAGUGCCACAGAGGAGAGGAGAGAUGAGGUGGUCCUAAGGCAGAAGCCUCCAACAGGACGCAAGCUCCCUGCUGCUGUGCGACAAGUCAAUGUGCUCUUUGCAGAUGAAGACAAAGAUGUAGAGUUCAGCCCUUCUCCUGCAGGCAGUGAGGAGACGUCUAGCAAGCCACCAUUGCAAAGGGUACCCCCAUUACCAUUUUCUGAGGAGCCUCUGGCAUCGAUCCCGUUUAUUGAUGAGCCAACAAGUCCAAGCAUUGACCUGCGAGCUAAACAUGUCCCUGCGUCCUGUGUUGUUUCCAGUGCCAUCAGCUCAGCUCCUGUGAUUGUUGAUAGUCCUUCCUCACCAACAUUUAGUUUUUCCAUUGGACGUCAUUACUCACAAGAUUGCAGUAGCAUUAAGUCUAGUCGGCGUUCCUCAUAUCUCCUGGCAAUCACCACUGAACGUUCAAAAUCUUGUGAUGAUGGACUCAACACUUUCCGCGAUGAGGGGCGACUGCAAAGGAGGAUUGUGGGCCGGGUGCCAAGUCUCAGGAUGCUGCGUAGCUUCUUCACUAAUGGGUCUUUGGAUAGUUUAGUUGCUUCGGAGGAGGGACGAUCAAAACGCCAUUCUGCCUCUGAGCUUUCUGAUACAGAGUUUAGUGAUGUGCGGAGAGAAGGCUGGCUGCUUUACAAACAGAUUCUCACUAACAAAGGCAAGAAGGUUGGCGGCGGGCUCCGUCAAUGGAAGCGUGUAUUCUCCAUCCUGCGCCCUCACCUUCUCUUCUUGCACAAAGAACGUCCAGAGUUACAGGGCCCUGGGCCAGGUGAGGAGGAGCAGCCAAUCAGCAUCCUCGGAAGCCUGGUGGACAUCUCAUACAGCGAGACCAAGAGGAAGCACGUUUUCCGCCUGACAACACCUGACUUCUGUGAAUAUCUCUUUCAGGCUGAGGACCGGGAUGAUAUGUUGGGCUGGGUCAAAGCUAUCAGGGAGAACAGCCGGACUGAGGGGGAAGACCCCGGCUUUGCCAGCCAUGCUUUAAUUAACAAGAAGCUUAAUGACUAUCGGAAGCUUAGUGUUACUGUGGCCAAACCUGACACAUCCCCUAAGGGGACAAGGAGCUUAGGAAUUCGAUCAGAGAUCCUAUGGGCAGCAGGACUGGCUGCCCCACGAUCACCAAAGCAAGACACUGCUGGAAAAGCAGAGGAAGGGCCUUCUACUAAGGUUCCUUGGGGAAUCAACCUCAUGAAGAAGAACAAAAAGUGUCCACCACGGGCAUUCGGUGUGAGACUUGAGGAUUGCCAGCCUGCAGCAGAGAACAAGGGGGUCCCUUUGAUAGUGGAGUGGUGCUGUACACUGGUGGAACAAAAGGGUCUGGAGUAUUUGGGUAUAUACCGUGUUCCUGGAAAUAAUGCUGUAGUAUGCAAUCUACAAGAUCAGCUCAACAAGGGCCUUUGUGACACCAACAUACAAGACCAGCGCUGGCAGGACUUGAAUGUUGUCAGCAGUUUGCUCAAAUCUUUCUUUCGAAAACUUCCCGAGCCCCUCUUCACUGAUGACAAAUACAACGAGUUUAUUGAGGCAAAUCGUUUGGACGAUUCUAGGGAGAGGAUGAAAAGGCUUCGCAAACUGAUCAGAGAACUCCCUGCCUACUACUAUGAGACACUGCGCUUCCUUGUGCGCCACCUGAAGACCGUAGCUGACCACGCAGAGAAAAACAAGAUGGAGCCUCGAAAUCUGGCCUUGGUCUUUGGCCCUACACUGGUCCGCACAUCUGAGGACAAUAUGACAGACAUGGUGACACACAUGCCAGAUCGCUAUAAGAUUGUAGAAACUCUCAUCCAACAUUCUGACUGGUUCUUCAGUGAAGAGCAUGAAAAAACUGAGAAGACUCCAGUGGAUGAGUCAGAUUCCCAGUCUGUACCAAAUAUUGAACACCUUCUGCCAAAUAUCGGGCGAACAAUAGCACCCGGAGACACCUCAGAUUCCACCAACAGUGAUUCUGCCAAAGCCAAGGCCUCUCGAAAGGAGAUUUAUGCCCGCGAUAUCCUGUCAAUUCCCUUCAUUUCCGCAGUCAACCGCAAACGUAGGAAGCGGAGAGAUGAAAAGCGCUUUGGGAGCAGCACAGAGGAGGAUGACUCUGAGCAGGAAGUGGCACGGGUGGGACAGCCAGAACAAGAUGUCGAGGUCAUAGAAAAGCAAAAGGAGGCUGAUGAAUCCCAAGAGCCAGCAUGUUUAAGGUCCCCAGAUCAAAAGCUGCCUGGUGCAGGGGACACUGAAGCUGAGAGUAAAGACCCUGGGAGUAGGUGGGUGGCUGCUGUAGAGGAGAGGAUCCCUGCAGAUGCCCGUUCAAUUGUCUCUGGAUACUCCACUCUGUCUACGUUGUGCUCAGAGCCUGCCUCUAGUGUUCGGGGUGGGGAUGAGGCAGAUGAUGAGCGAAGUGAAUUCAGCCACAUGGAAACUGACACAGAGCUGGGAGGAGGAAGACAAACAGAACGACCACGGUCCCAAGACUCAUUUACCUCUCAAAGGCUAAUUCCUGGGGAUACAUUAGCUCGCAAAAAAUUGGGUAAGGGUAAACUUGAAGCCGCUGAGGAACCAGUAUCUUCUCAUUCUCGUACAACACAGCGCUCAAGACAAGCGGCAGAUGAUCUUUGCAUGGCAGCAAUGCGUAAGCCUGGCUCCCCAGAAACUCGCCGUAGGAAGAGCGCUUGGCGUCGACACACUGUCGUGCUCCCAGGGCAGCUUACUGAUCUUAAUUUUAAUGACUGGAAAGAGCCAAUGCUUGGAGCAACAGCAACGUCUGAACCUAGUGCCCGAUUAAGUGGGGGAGCCUGGGCAGAGGGUAGGGAUUCUGGGCUCAGUAGCUUGGAAUCCCAAAAAGCCAAAAGCCCAGCAGUUCAAGAAUCUGUAGCCAACAAGGGAUCCAAAUCUCAAAAUCCUUCUCUUCCUGGGCUCCGUCAAUAUCUAUAACCAAAUUUGGCAAACUUCUACUGUUACUAUAACCAGAUGUGGGUGCUUUGUUCACAUCUUGAGCAAUCCGCCUGCACUCAUGCACCACUUACAGCUGUCUGACCACAAUAUCAUGGCUUAGGCAGUAUGAGAAGGAUUCUUAUUUACAGGAGAUACUUUUCAUUUUCAUUGUUCUGAGAUAAUGUUUGCCCACGUGGUUCCAUUCCCAUCAGAAUACUUCCCUACCUCUUUUUUCCCUAGCAACUAUCCAACUAUCUUAAUCCCUUUUGGCAUUGACCAAAUACAGUAAAGGAGAUAGCAGGGUCUGUAAUGAGAAUUAUUUCCACAGUGUCUCCACCACACAAAUGAAACAGCCGUUUGCAAUAGGAUAAUUGAGUAUUCUGUAUAUUACAAUAAACACUACACUCAUUCCACACAGCGGGGAUGUGUAUGAAUCAUAGAACUUUGCAGCAAGACACCCAUAUAUAUUGAUCCAUGGACUCUCGUGCCUUAUUGCAUUAUUUUAACAUAUUUCAAUUAUUUUCUUAUUCAGACUACUGUCUGAUGGUGAUCGCCAGCAUGUGCACAAUAAAUGGGAAGAUAGACAUCGGACUCUAUAUAUUUGUACGGUACUUGUAUGUAAUAAUACAUGCUGUGCAAUAGUGUCGGAUAUAGAUAUAUAUAUAUGUGUAUCUAUCUAUAUAUUUAGUGUGUAAAAGUUGUAGGGCCACCUCGUGCAGGAGAGGUAUUACAUAUAAGGUUAGAUGUGUCUUUAUUCCUUACUAGUAAGUUUAGUGUUGUACUUCUAGUGCACCACCAGUUUGGAGAAGUUUCUAUCCUGCCUUGUUGCAGGGAACAGUCAGAAGGAAUAAAUAAUGCCAUGGUUGUGCUCCCAUUACUACAGCUAAAACGUGGGCUUUGCCGUAUCGGAGUACCAUUAAUGAUACACUGUAUGGUCACAGUUUGGAUUUGGAGAAGCUAUGUCUUCAUACCACAGAAUGCAUAGGCAUGAAAUACGUCCAUCUUCUUCCAACAAUGCAAUUUUAGUCAUAAUUUUAGAUUUCCACUACAGAAAUGCCACUAAUGAACUAACAGGCUCAUGUCAGUGAGUGUUAACGGAACUUAAUUUAUCAUACCAUCCUUACUGUUAACACGCCUUGCUUUUAGACCCCGCUCACACAUUAUUUAGUAUUAUUGCACAUAAAUGGGCCUGAGAGGGAGCUCAAACGGAGAGAAGAUCAUGACACAGACAAAAAUGCUGUACCAAACAAGUCUGCUUAGGAACACAUUUAUGUAUAAUAGUCUUAUAUUAUGCAUAUUAUUAUUAUUAUUAGGCUUGCAUCUUUAAUUUAUUAGACAAAUGCAAAGAUAAAUGAAAAAGGUAGGGUUAGAGUGCCCUUAGCCUACUUACUGCUAGGGGGCAGCACUAUUCUGCCUAAGGGGUACAAUGAAACCUGUAUAACUCAACACUGGGAGAUUUGCAAACAUCAAUUUCUGCUGAGGGAAAAGGCCAAAAACCAAUGUACCUUGUUCUCCAAGAUUUUACCCUAUUUCUGCUCCUUAUUCUUACCAAUGGGAGGGCAGCAUUGUUGAGCUCUGUUUACAAAUUAAGUCUCUGAUGCAUUACAGGUAUGGCAUUUUCAAGUUUAGCCUUUCCAUAGAAAUACAAUCCGCAAAUGUAAGUACACAUAUCUUGUCAUAUAAUAUGAUCUCUUAAAUGUUUAUUUUUUAGUUCAGGGUUUUUACAGUUCAUUAUUAUUAUCCUUUAUUUAUAUGGCACCACAUGGGUUCCACAGCGCCUUAAAAAAAAAUACAGAAACAGUAUGAACAAAGCAAGAAAAGAGAGAUUUACAAUAUAAACAUUGCUGCAUUAGACUCAUAACGCAAGUUUUUGGUGCCGUUGCAGCACAGGACAUCACUUGCAUUAUAGCAAGUCAGAUAACUUUAUAUUGUGUUUUGUAUGGCGAUUACACCUAGUAGAUGGGUUUACAGAGGUUCAGCUUCCAAUCUAGAUGACACAAACGUUCCUGUUGCUGGCCUGCACUAGCACAUGCUUGAGGCACUCCUCACUGAUCUACUGGAGCCUGAGCUUCAUGUACACUUCUCAAAGACUUGACUGUUUGACAUUUCAUUGCGCAGAUAGACGCAAUGUCCCAAUGUGAGAAAGGUGACUCACUCAUGGAAGUGCCAUUAUCCCAAUAUUUAGCCUCAUUGUGACAGGAAACCUUUAUCUCAACGUGAUACAGGCAGAGUUACAGCAUGCUAGGAAUUACAUCCCUCUGCUCACUGUCCUUGUACUGUGCAGGUGAAACAUGCACCAUCAUGGUUCACUGAAACAUCUAGGGCUACAUUUACUAAGAUGGGAGUUCUAUUUAAGAUGGGAUGUUGCCCAUAGCAACCAAUCAGAUUCUACUUCUCAUUUAUCUAGCACCUUCUAAAAAAUAAUACCUGGAAUCUGAUUGGUUGCUAUGGGCAACAUCCCAUCUUGAAUGGAACUCCCAUCUUAGUAAAUUUACCCCAUAUACUUUAGUAGCUGUAUACAGAGCCGGAUUAAGGGUAUGGGGGCCCGGGGCACUUAAGAGAGCAAGGUCCCUAAUAAAGAGGCAGGCAGCACUCCGCUGACUUUUACAUUAGUGUAAAUCUGUAUUAAUAGAUACUGACCUGGGUCCAGGUACAAAUUUAUACUAAUUUAAAAGCCUGUGGAGAGCCACCUAUAUUAAGCUAGGAGGACACCCUAGCAUUAUAUAUUUUAUUUAUAUAUAUAUAUAUAUAUAUAUAUAUGCACACACACAUAAAUACAUAUAUACACAUGUAUAUACAGUAUAUGUUUACAUAUAUGCACACACAGCAAUAUAUACACAAACCUCUCUCUCUCUAUCUAUCUAUAUAUAUAUAUAUAUAUAUAUCUAUAUCUAUAUAUAUAUAUAUAUAUAUAGAUAAGCAUGGGUCCGGCACUCCACGAUUAAAAAUAUUGCUGCACUGGUGCCUUCACAUGUACUGCAUGUACAAUAAUAUAUUUACCACCGUGCGGCACUCAGCU
Messenger RNA from Pseudophryne corroboree (corroboree frog), 7676 nucleotides. It is a transcript of the gene ARHGAP23, whose product is annotated as Rho GTPase activating protein 23. The record is from RefSeq and is a predicted model, not a curated record. NCBI's taxonomy places the organism in Eukaryota, Metazoa, Chordata, Amphibia, Anura, Myobatrachidae. Gene Ontology annotation, molecular function: protein binding. Bases 194 to 4657 code for a protein of 1487 amino acids. The transcript is spliced from 24 exons. Gene Ontology annotation, biological process: signal transduction.